CAGAUGGGUGUGGGGACUGUGAAAAGUAUGUCGUCGUCACUUUAAGCUGCCACCAUCCAAUUCGUUCAACAAUUCAAUUUAUUAUUAAACUUUUCGCAUUUUUGCUUUAAUUUCAUACAUACUUGAGACUUCAGAAGAUCACUUCAGCUAUGAGUUUUCAAGAUAUUCAACAUGGCUCCAAUCCUCCUUCUCGUCGAACUCAGUCACCGUCGCAAGCUGUUGCUGCCGGAAUUUUCCAGAUCAAUACCGCCGUUGGUACUUUCCGACGACUCGUUGAUUCUGUUGGAACCGUUAAAGACACUCCAGAGCAUCGUCAAAAACUGCACAAUACGAGGCAGAGGAUAUUGCAGCUUGUAAAGGAUACUUCUGCUAAGCUCAAAUCUUUGUCUGAAUCUAAUCGUGAUGCUAAUGCCAAUGCUAAUAAGAAAAUUGAAGAUGCUAAGCUUGCAAGAGAUUUCCAAACUACAUUGCAAGAAUUCCAAAAAGUUCAACAGCUUGCUUCUGAGCGCGAAACAACUUACACUCCUGCUGCCUCAACUUCUUUACCAACAAGCUCUGGCCCUGGUGAAGAAUCAAUUGAGAUAGACGCCGAAAGCCAACCUUUUAUCAGAGGGCAGUUGAGGCAAGAGAUAGUUCUAUUGGAUAAUGAAAUAUCCUUCAAUGAAGCCAUGAUUGAAGAAAGAGAUCAAGGUCUUAGAGAGAUAGAAGAGCAAAUUGGAGAAGCAAAUGAAAUAUUCAAGGACCUUGCUGUUUUGGUUCAUGAUCAGGGGAUUGUUAUUGAUGACAUUCAAUCAAAUAUAGACACUUCUGCUGGUGCAACAUCUCAAGCUAAGGUCCAGCUAGUCAAAGCUUCCAAAAGUGUGAAAUCCAAAAAUAAAUUGUGUUGGUGGGUGCUUUUAGUUUUUGUGGCGGUGCUGGUGAUCUUCCUCAUUAUACUUCUUACUUAGUUUGGAAGGACUAUAUAUAUGCUGGACUUACUCCCUCGAUAUUACUUUUUCAAGAUUGAUUUAAAUUGAUGAAUCUCGUCAUAUUCUGUUAAUUUCUAAGUGUCUUGUGGUGUGAAAGAUUGUUUGGACCAAAAGAAAUUUGUUAAAAGAGUGUAUUACGGCUCUCCACAUCCAGCAGCCAGCAGUUUGAUGUCUUAAGUGAGCAUUAGCAGGUGGAAGUUGGAAGAAGUUACUUUCUGCAAAGCGAUUUUAGGAAAAUUAUUCUGUAACUUUAUAUAGAUUUGUAUUAUACAAUCUGUAGUUGCUAGUUUGCAAACCAUGUAAAACAAAUUACCAAAGUUUUAAUAGCAAACUGCGUGUGUGUAUUUUAACAUU
Molecule: messenger RNA, 1322 nt
Organism: Trifolium pratense (red clover)
Lineage: Eukaryota; Viridiplantae; Streptophyta; Magnoliopsida; Fabales; Fabaceae
Product: syntaxin-22-like
Exons: 7
Coding region: 150-947 (265 amino acids)
Biological process (GO): vesicle-mediated transport; intracellular protein transport; vesicle fusion
Cellular component (GO): SNARE complex; endomembrane system; membrane
Molecular function (GO): SNARE binding; SNAP receptor activity
Source: RefSeq, a predicted model, not a curated record